AUGACAGGGUCUGCUCUCAAAAAUGUUCUUAUUUCUUUUUUCGUUGGCCUGACAUUUCUCAUCAUUGCGGUUGCAACGAUUGCUGUCGCCAUUGUCCUCGAUCUCCGUUUCUCAGUGUAAGUGCUUGUGCGAUUUUUAGCAUGUUUCUUCAGAGAUUGCGUGGCUUUGGCCUUCUUGGUAGUUCAGAUGCCGCUUCUGGUUUACAUCAUUGUCUACACGAGGCAAAUGAACGAACGUCUGGCACAGUUGUCUGGGCAGCUGAAUUCGUCUGAACGAAGCGCCGAGCCUGAUCAAGAUCCAGCUGAUGAAUCAAACGGCAAAUUAAAACCAAACAAGAAGGAGAGCAAGAAAGGAAAAGGUGAGAAAGGUAAGUUAACGAUGACUGCCUUAAGAUUCGGCGUACUUUUAGACAAGAAGAUCUCUAAACCCGCUCCCAAGCAUCAAAAACCCAAAGCCGGUGCAAAUGGAACAAAGCGACGUGCAAAGGCUCCACCACCUCGCCCAGCAAUCGGGAAACCGGUGGACAUGACAGGAGAGACCAAAGACUCGAGCAAAAAAAGGGCUAAUGAACGUGAAAAUAACGCUGGUAAGCUAGUAUUGCCGUGUGAGAAACUCUUACAGACCAGCAGGAACAGCUUGACUCUCAGACUAAAAAUCCGCCCAAAGAGAAGGCCGGGGUACCUCCACCAAGUUCAAGUCAACAGACCGUUCUACGUACACCAAAGGCGAUUGGGGUUCCAGAAGGAGUUUCUGCCACAGACCACAAUUAA
Messenger RNA from Bursaphelenchus xylophilus (pine wood nematode), 770 nucleotides. NCBI's taxonomy places the organism in Eukaryota, Metazoa, Nematoda, Chromadorea, Rhabditida, Aphelenchoididae. The record is from the annotation of a GenBank genome assembly.